Solanum lycopersicum (tomato) is the source of this 3568-nucleotide messenger RNA. RefSeq names its product G-box binding protein (gene GBF12). The record is from RefSeq and is a predicted model, not a curated record. Gene Ontology annotation, cellular component: nucleus. NCBI's taxonomy places the organism in Eukaryota, Viridiplantae, Streptophyta, Magnoliopsida, Solanales, Solanaceae. Gene Ontology annotation, molecular function: sequence-specific DNA binding; DNA-binding transcription factor activity. Gene Ontology annotation, biological process: regulation of DNA-templated transcription.
UGUAAUCAUUUAGGUAACCUAGUAUAGUUAUUUUGACGGUGUCAUUAUUAUUUAUGCAAGAUGAACUCCUUUGUUUGUGCUUUGACUUUGAGGUAUUAUUCAUUUGUUGACAAAAGAAACUUAAAAUUUUCUGAGUGAAAUUAUUCAAUCUCAAACUGUUGUAAUUCGAGUUUGCCGUGUGAGGUAUUUCCUCUCUUUGUUAGGGAGUAGUCAAGAGAAGACUAGAUUGGAAUUAGUUUUAUAGGUGAAGAGAGUGUCUUUAGUUGGAAAUGGAAAUUAAGAAGGAUUUUUAAGCAUUUAACACAUCAUAUGAUGGAUCAUAAUCAAGUUUAUGAUUCCCACUGGAAGCAAUAUUGUUUACUGGGAAAUGACACAGUUGAAUUUGUAAUGAGGUCAAGGACACGCAUCUUGAAUUAACUCGUUAAGUUUGGCUAUUACCAGUUAAAUAUGUUCGCUAAGAAUUAAUUGGAAGUUGUUAGGGAAGUAAUAGAGUCGUAUGAAGCAAUAGAGCCUCGAUGAGAUGGGUUUGCGCUGGAUCCUGGUGAGGUUAGAGUGUUCAUGAUAUCGGAUUCGGGGACCUUUAUGUAUAGUAAUGCUUGAGAGCUUGGACUUAGGAGAAUUUGAAAGCUUGGAGCAUACAAUUACGUUAAAACUGAUAUUUAUAGGUAAAAAAGUUAAGACAUCAUCCAAUAGAAAAGCUCCACUUGAGCACUAAAGUACUAUGCCCAAUAGCCGAUUCCACGUGGAAAUACCGUUGGCUGUGCCAACUAUUAUCCCUCUGCAGCUGGAUAAUGUACAAACAUAUCUGGUGUAUCUGUCCUUUUUCCAAGUCAUCAUGACACGAGUUCCCAUUUUCUUUUCCAAUGGUGCUCAUUUUAUGGUCUCGGUAACAAGUCGAGGUUUGAGCUUCACCAAACACAUCUCUAGACCAACCAUUCCAUUAAAAAGCCUUCGUGAACAUCAUUUUUACAUCAAAUGUGUUCACUCCUCGUCCUGCGACGUGCACAAGCUAUUCUUUUACCCAAUACAAAUAUGUGUCGUGGUUAAAUUAUCAGGCAUUAGGAUCAGUUCAGAGUACCAAACUGGAAAAUUUUGGUGACAUAUGGAGCCAAAGGCGGAUUUACCUAUAUGGUUACAGGUUCGGCAUGGCCCAGUAACUUUAACCCAGACCUUGUAUUUGUGCUAAAAAGAAUAUAAUUGAUAUGCUAUCUGUCCAUAAUUCACAAGCAAAAAAGGGUGUGUUAAAAAGUGAGAAUCUAAGAAAGUGUACAAGACGCAUUAAUCAUGAGAUCUUCUUCUCAUAUGCUUAUUGUUAAGUUGCAUUAAUAAUUAAAAUGCUAAUGAGCUAUCAGUAGCUUUCGACAGCAGACUCCAUUACAAAGCAUUUACGGCUCAAAAUUUCAUGGGUGCACUCUAUACUCCCCCUUUAAAGUUGCGGUCUGUGAUUUGGACGUAAUAUUCAUUCUCGUUAUCUAGUUUUGAUUAUUAUUAUUAUCAUCAUUAUUAAACUUAUUUCAACAUUGAAUCAUGUUAUUUAGCAGAUAAUUCUUUCAAUCUUCUUUCAUAAUACUGAACGCGUGUAUGGUAACUGAUAUUGUCCUGCCAUUUUACUUUGUCAUGUUCAGUUAUGCAUAUUUUCAUAUAUUAGACUAGAAUAAACAUCUUUUUUUUUUUUGAGUAAGAAGUUAACUGUUCUACUUUUUUAAGUGGACAGUGUGUUGCAGAUGCUUGUGGGUUAGUAAUUUUAAAUUCUCCCUGAGCUGAAAACGUGUUGUUAUUGCCUUGAUUUGAAAUCUAAUAUUUACUUGCAAGAACAAGAAAAUAAUUGAUGAAUUGUUGGUUGUAAGAAACAAAAUACUAUGGUUAGAGUGGCUUUUUAUUAAUAUAAAUAAAUGGGAGAGAGUUCAAAAUCCCAAUCUGAAAUUUGUUUUUGACUCGAGCAGUUAGCAGAAAUGUUCUUUCUACUUUUGUUUCUUGAUGUAGAGGAUACUUGGAAAUGCUGCAAAUAUGCGCUGUCAAUAUUAUGUGCUGGAUCAACUUUUAUUUUUUGCUGUGGUACAUCUUGCUUUUAAAUGAGCACUUGAUCUUCUGAAGUAAUCAAACAAACGCUGACACUUGACUAUUGAUUCGACACCUAAUGGGAGCUGGGGAAGAGAGCACCCCUGCAAAGCCUUCGAAAGUUACUUCGACUCAGGAAACACAAGCAACACCUUCAUAUCCUGAUUGGUCUUCUAUGCAGGCUUAUUAUGGUGCUGGAGCUACACCUCCCUUCUUUCCCUCAACUGUUGGUUCUCCCACUCCCCACCCGUACAUGUGGGGAGCCCAGCAUCCGCUUAUGCCUCCUUAUGGAGCCCCAGUCCCAUAUCCUGCUUUAUAUCCUCCUGCUGGAGUUUAUGCUCAUCCUAAUAUGCCUAUGACUCCAAACACACUGCAGGCAAAUCCAGAAUCAGAUAGUAAGGCACCAGAUGGUAAGGACCAGAAUACAAGCAAAAAAUUGAAGGGAUGUUCAGGUGGCAAGGCAGGAGAAAGUGGGAAAGCGGCCUCAGGUUCUGGAAAUGAUGGUGGUGCCACAAGAAGUGCUGAAAGCGGAAGUGAAGGUUCAUCAGACGAAAAUGAUGAAAAUGAUAACCAUGAAUUUUCUGCUGACAAAAAUAGAAGCUUUGAUCUAAUGCUUGCUAAUGGAGCCAAUGCUCAGACCAAUCCUGCAACAGGGAAUCCAGUCGCUAUGCCCGCACCUAAUCUGAAUAUUGGGAUGGAUUUGUGGAACGCACCUUCUGGCGGUCCCGGAAUGAUCAAAAUGCGAUCAAAUCAAUCUGGUGUCUCGCCAGCUCCUGGGAUGGGACGUGAAUGGAUUCAGGAUGAACGUGAACUUAAAAGGCAAAAGAGAAAGCAGUCUAAUAGAGAAUCAGCUCGGAGGUCGAGAUUACGCAAGCAGGCUGAGUGUGAAGAGCUACAACAUAAGGUAGAGACAUUGAGCAAUGAGAAUCAUGGACUCAAAGAGGAGUUGCGAAAGGUCUCUGAGGAAUGUGAGAAGCUUACCUCGGAGAAUAAUUCAAUAAAGGAUGAGUUGACGAGGUUGUAUGGGCCAGAGGCUGUGUCCAAGCUAGAGAGUAAUGCCAACGCCAUGCGUCUUCAGUCCAAUGUUGAGGAAGCUAAGAGUUGAGGACAAGCCAUGACAGAGUAACUUAUUUUGGUUAAAAUGCUCAAAAAUCUCUUACUGCCCGUGGGAAAUCUAUAGCUUUUACCGUGCGUUAGAAGUAGAAAUCUCUGCUUUUCUACUAAUUUAUGUCCUUUUUAACCCUUUUGAGUGAAAUUUAUAACAUUAAUUCUUGGAUUUUUAACCCAGGUUUGAAUCUUAAUCUAUGACAACAACUGAAUAGCUUGAUCUUAGACCAUUUAGUUUUCUGGUGACUUAGAUUGUAUUCUAUCUUUGCUUAGUUUGUUAUGUUUUCAAAAGUUGGGAAAUAUUUUGCAUCCAAAAUAUCUCCUUGUUGGCCAAUUGUACUGAGGACUUUAUGGAUUUCUUUUUUGGAAGACAAGGAAUGAGUGGAAACUAUUGUUGAUAUUG